AUGUCCAAAACAAAUCGACAGGGUGAUAAAGUACAAUUACGCGGUUCCUCAAAAUCGCGCAAGCAACAACAACUGGACAAUGACCUAGUUUUGUCAGCUAACCCUCUUACUUCACAAAGUGAUCAGGAAUUUGAGAACAAUGCUGCGGCAAAUUUGGGCCGCGGCGGGUUCCAGCCGCGCCUUCCGACUUCGCUGCCGCCCCCAGGGCAGCAGCAGCAGCAGCCGUCGCCGCUACCACGCCGACAGCCCGUCCCGUUGAUGCCUCCCGCGCAGCUUCAUCCGGGAGCGCCCCAGGUGGUCGCUCCGGCGCCUGCGGUCCCUCUUCAGUCGCCACCGCCUUCGGAGCUGAUGGACGUCGACCCCUCAGCCGGGCCGCCUUCCCAAGCGGUGGCUGUGCAGCCUGUCCUGCAGCCGCUUUCCUUGGGCACCCCCAAGGAGUCUGACACCGCAGCGCCUUGUCCGGCGCCCACUCAGCAGCCGUCGACGCAGCGUCAGGAGACGCUGCCUCUCUUCGUGGGUCCCGACGCCCCGUCGCGUCCAUCGAGGCUGGCAGCUGAAGAUGAGUCGCCUUCAGGAAAAAACCGGCAGCAGCGCGCUAGCGCCUCGGUGCUAGGCAGCCCGCCACACGUGGGCCAGCAGAUGUUUGCGGGACGGAGCGGCGCAGCGGUGGGCGCUGGAAGGCGGGCGGGCAUUGAUUUUACAACGCGCAUGCGCCCUGCGGGUUCUGACGGCGCAAGAGAGGGCGAGGGGGCAGGGGGAGGGGGGAAGAGAGGGGAGAAGGCUGCCAGGCAAUACCGCCCCCGGCCGCCUUGCGCGCCGACAACGAUGUUUCUUCAAGAAAGGCGCGCUCCGUGGCAGCAACGGACCACGUCCGCUGAGCAGCGGAGGAACGACACGAGACCCACUUCCAGUUUCGCUUCUCGUUCAGACAACAUGUACAAACCUUGCCAGUGGUUAUGCCGCCGCUGUCAGCAACAGCAGCCUCGAUAA
Schistocerca serialis cubense is the source of this 990-nucleotide messenger RNA. RefSeq names its product splicing factor, proline- and glutamine-rich-like. The transcript is spliced from 3 exons. Lineage: Eukaryota; Metazoa; Arthropoda; Insecta; Orthoptera; Acrididae. The record is from RefSeq and is a predicted model, not a curated record. The coding region runs from base 1 to 990 and encodes 329 amino acids.